Harpegnathos saltator (Jerdon's jumping ant) is the source of this 2732-nucleotide messenger RNA. RefSeq names its product dynein regulatory complex protein 1. Gene Ontology annotation, cellular component: axoneme; axonemal dynein complex. The record is from RefSeq and is a predicted model, not a curated record. Bases 355 to 2676 code for a protein of 773 amino acids. Gene Ontology annotation, biological process: regulation of cilium movement; cilium-dependent cell motility; axonemal dynein complex assembly. Lineage: Eukaryota; Metazoa; Arthropoda; Insecta; Hymenoptera; Formicidae. The transcript is spliced from 10 exons.
CUUGUGUUGUGAGGACAUAAUCUGAAAUACAAAACGUUGCGUCUGUAAACACGCGUUGAAAGUUACUUCCUUGUUGGAUAUAUCCCGUAGCUCAUGGAAACAAACGUCCGUUUGAAUAUUGAACAAACAAACGUGUGUAUUCGAUAUUUCAGAAUGACAGGUCAUUCCACCGUCGCGUUACUUUCUUUUCGCUCUUCUUCAGCCUAUUCAGAUAUUAUCGUCUCCGGAGUCUAACGUGCUGCGACGUAAAUCAAAAUCUCACGGGAUUUGCAUAAUUUAAGCUGCAAGGCGUCUCGCCUUUAUAUCGUUAAAGUUCACAGCACGACAAACGUUCGCGCAUAGAGAGAACGAAUAAUGAAUGACAAAUAUUCGGAGUUUGCGGAAGACGCGGAGGAGCCAUCCGUCACGUCGUUGGAUCCAAACGAGCGGAAAUUAGCGCGCCAACUUCGUAUUAAGCGACGUCUAGAGGCGCUAACUAAACAGACACGUGAUGAAGAGGAGGAAAUUGUCGAGAGGACUCUCACCGAAAAGCAGAUUCUCGCUAGUUCUGAACUCUUGGAAAAAUUAUCAGUCGAAGGGGAUGAAGUGGUAUCUUGCGUAAAAAUCGCAAACGAUGCUAGAGAAUUACAACGACGGAGGAAAGAGCAGGAGAUUAUGAAAAUAUUGCUGCGAAAGCUCGAGGAAGACGAUGAGGAAUGUACGAGAAGAUACAAGAAGAUCAACGACAAGUGGUCGAGUAUUCUCGCAUCUAAGGAUCCAUUGGACAUACACGCGGAGAUGGAGGCUCAAAAUGCAAAGUGUUUGGAAAUUAUGGCGAGGAAGGACGCCGUAAUCGCGGAGUUGCGACGAGAAUUGGAGAAUGCUGACCUUCAAUUCAUCGAUGACCAGAAGAGUCAGAACGAGGACAUAGAUUUAUUGAUCGAUAGAAUGGAUAAACAAAUCAAUCUCAUGGCUAAAGCCUACCGACGUGAACUGUCGCUCAUCAAUAAAGUGAUCGAGUCGGAGCGCAAAGUUCUGCUGAAAAAUAUCACGGAGAAAUGGGAAGCAAUGUAUAAAAAGUUACAAGAAGGUAGUCUCGUGGGAUUGGACAGGCGGAAAGAAAUAAUACACGAUUAUGAAGAGGAGAUGAAGAAAGUCAUAAUUGAGCACCAGGAAGAAUACCGCACUCAAAGGAUCACCUUCGAGCUCGAGAUUCAGAAGCUUCAGCAAGAGGUGCAGAACACGAAAGCUCUGUGUUUCAUGAACAUCGAGAAGCUGGAUUAUAGUUAUGCCGUGCUUAAACGUCGCGAGGACGAGAAUGCUAUAGUAAAAAAUCAGCAGAAGAAGAGGCUUAAUAAACUUCAAGAUGUCAUUAAUGCUUUGAAAAGAGAUUACGUGGAGUUAGAAGAAAACUCAAGAAUUGAAAUAGAAAGACUUACCGACCAAGUUGUGAAAGCACGCAAGAAUAUUCUGGACUUAGUGGAGAAAUCGAAUCAUUUCACGAGCAUUAAUGAUAAGAAAUAUAUGCAAAUUUGGGACAUGAACGUGAAAAAUGCAAAUGGAUUGCUCAACAAGAUUUUAGCCGCUGACAAGAUCAUAUAUGAACAAGCGUUGGGCAUGGAAUGGAGUUUACCUAAGGAAACUUUAUUGAAGAAAGAAGAUCUGCCAUCUUAUUGUAGAGUAAUAUGUACCAUAGAAGAAAACAAGUUGGCUGCUGAAAAAAGAUUAACAUGUAAAUCUUACAAACCGGUCAGCACCAUUGAGGAAAUCAAUUUAGAAAGACGGUUACUGAAUCAUAUAAUGAAACUGAUCGCUGAUCGUUGCGAUUAUUUGAUCGAAGAUAAAUUGCUCCAACUGCUUUUACCUUAUACUACGAAUGAUCAGUUAGUCAUACGACUAGCUAAUAUAUUUCAGGCACUAAGUAUUAAAUCCGAAGAGAUGCUCGGCUUCCUCUUGAAUUUCUUUUUACCCUACGCAUAUUGUCCAACAUGUGCAAGCCAGGAUAAGAGUGAAUCUAUUCGUGAUGAAUCUACUAAAUCGUCCUCUUCCAGUCCAAAAACCAGCGUUGGACAAAUAAAUAUCUGCGGCUCUCCUGAGGAAUUCACAGAGGACGAAGCGAAACUAAUCGCCGCUGUGAAAGAAGCAAUCUGUGAGGAAAAAUUAUCUACUCCUAACGACGAUGCGCCUAUUAUAAGUAUUUCGCCUCACAGUUCCUCAAGUGAAACAUUACUUCCUAUCGCAGAAUGUACUUCGAUCUCUGUCAACUCUGUUAGCGACAUUACUAAAGAUGACGAUCAAAUGCAGCAACGUUUGGUGUGCGAUAAAGGACACCUGCUGGAAAUUGAAACAACGUUUGUCAUAAAAGCCUUGCAAGAAUUGUUAGAAGGAUAUCACUUUGUCAAAGAAGUGCCGCAGACCUUCCAGGAAAAGUUAAUAGCAAAAACAGCAAUUGUGUCACGAAGUAUGACUUGCGAGGAUGUAAAAAACUUUUGGGCACGAUAUACUGAAAUUUUUCCCAUAAAGAAGGAGCGACUGUGGGAUGGCUUAUUGGUUGGACUUAAAAAAUAUCACGAAAUAUUAAAGGAACGACAUCAGUUAAAUACUGAAACGGAAUCAUUACGACGACAAAAUGCGGAAUUACGUCGUUUAUUGAAAACAUACGUGAUCGAGGUAGCAUAUAGAGCUUUUCUUUCUUAAUGUAAAGUACACUUUCUUUAACGUUUAAAAGAAAUACAUAUUAUCGUACUGAGUGG